AUGUCAUCCCCAGGCGUUCAAUACAUACCCGAAACCUGGGUCCAGCGCCUCGCCGCCAUCGAGCGCGACUAUACCCGCGCCCCUAUCUCCAUCUCCGACAUCGCCAGGCGCAUAGAAACCGCCUUCGACCGUCUCCGCGCCAUCGGCAGUCUCCUCGACAACUUCGACACCUUCGACCCCGGCGAAGGCAGGCGCGACAAGAAGCACACGCUGCGCAUCAGGGUUAGAGGCUUCGAUGCGCUGCGCAAUGUGGUGAUGAAGAACGAUGAUCAGGACUUUGAGGAGGUCAUGGUGGGCAGGGUGCUGGAUUUGGGAAUGCAGAUGAGGAGUAAGGCGGUGGAGCUGAAUGGCGAGGAUUUUACUUAG
This is a messenger RNA of Morchella importuna, 366 nucleotides long. RefSeq lists its product as uncharacterized. NCBI's taxonomy places the organism in Eukaryota, Fungi, Ascomycota, Pezizomycetes, Pezizales, Morchellaceae. Bases 1 to 366 code for a protein of 121 amino acids. The transcript has a single exon. The record is from RefSeq and is a predicted model, not a curated record.